GACGACUGUGCAGCCAGCCAGCCACCGACCGCACACUCACGGACCGCUGCUGCUGCAAUUGAAGGCUGUCGGAAAUUAAAGUGUGAAAAUUCGCCUCUCUGGGAAGCUCGUUGAAGUAGUUAUGUGCGUGGCGCUCCGUCGGCGUGCCGAUCCCGACGCUCCGUCCUCUCGUUACUGAUCACAUCGCCCUCGGUCAGGAUUGCCGGUGGUGACUUGCGCUUCGGCGAUUGACACCGUGGUGUGCGGCGACCGAGGUCCCGGCUCGUCACGGGAAGUGAUCCACUUCGAGAUCAUAUGUCAGCUUCAAUGUCCUCUUCGGUAUAGAGGAGCGACGUGCAUCUCUAGUAUGUGCCCUUCCGCGAGGACCCCCCAUGGUACAAGUUUCGUGAAGUCCUUGGGUUAUUGUCUUCACUGAAGCGUCGCUGUGCUCAACAUGGAACGUAAAAUCAAAUUGAAGACCCUCAACGUGCAUAUAACAUGCCGGAUCUGCAAAGGCUACCUCAUCGAUGCGACGACGGUGACAGAAUGUCUGCAUACAUUUUGCAAAAGCUGUCUUGUGAAACAUCUGGAGGAGAAAAACACGUGCCCACAGUGCGAAACGCUCAUUCAUCAGAGUCAUCCCCUCAACUAUGUCGCAUACGACAGGACGAUGCAGGAUGUUGUUUACCGAUUAGUUCCCGACCUCCAGAAAAAGGAGCUCCGUCGAGAACAUGAUUUCUACAAGAGUAAGGGCCUACCUUUCCCGAGAAACCUCCUCCCGAAUCUCCAAGCUCUGCUCAAAGAUAUUGAGCCGAACGCGAAGGAUGCAGAGCCGCAACCUGGGCCUUCCCAUCAGAAAGAUUCCGCUGGACGCACUGGCGAUGAUGAAAAUCGGGAUGAUAAUCAAGGAGAUUGCCACAGAAUGGACGAGCAGGUGAACCUCUGUCUGGAAUCCGAGAAUCCUGCAUCGAUGUCUCGCUUGGCUCGGAAGUUCGUUCGGGUGUCGGCUCAAGCGACUGUUACGCACUUGAAAAAAUUCCUAUCUAAGCAAAUUUACAACACGACCGCGAAGUAUAACGAGGUGGAAAUUCUCUGCAAUGAAGAACUUCUUGGGAAGGACCACACGUUGAAGUUUGUGUCGGUGACCCGGUGGAGGUUCAAAGAACCUCCACUGCGUUUGAAGUAUCGACCUAAGAUGGAGCUGUGAAAGAUGCUGAACUCUUUUAGGCUGAAGGACUGUUGAUAUAGUUUGAGUAUGGAAUUUGAAAGGAAACUUUAUUAUUGAAUACUUUAUUGUAAAAAAACGUGGAAUCGUUUAUUUAUGAGGGACAACCCGAACAGAGGCUGAACAGCAUCUACAUAUGUAAUAUACUCAAUGAACGCUCAAAUGCUCCUUGUAGAAAUCUGACAAUGAAUGCAUACCGUCAUGUGUCACUGGUGCGGAAAACGCUCACGAUUGAAUCACCAGUUAAUAAAGAAUCGUAA
Molecule: messenger RNA, 1464 nt
Organism: Galendromus occidentalis (western predatory mite)
Lineage: Eukaryota; Metazoa; Arthropoda; Arachnida; Mesostigmata; Phytoseiidae
Gene: l(3)73Ah
Product: polycomb group ring finger 3-like lethal (3) 73Ah
Exons: 7
Coding region: 434-1186 (250 amino acids)
Source: RefSeq, a predicted model, not a curated record